AUGGAGCCUUCACCAGUGACUCUCCCGCUCAGCCCCGAGUUUAGCUCAAGAAAGCGUGUUAAGGACCAUCUCACGAUCAUGCGAAAGUUCAAGCGCAUCUUAGAGGAUGCGAAGAACCCCGGUAGGGACGCGGAUAGUUACCCGCUCCCUCCACCUGGCGUUUCAGGCCAGGAACAAGAGGGUAAAUGGAGAGUGCAAUGUCUCCUUAUGAGCGCUGAGGUCCGGUACGCGAGGUACCUUGAUAUGUUAGUCAGGUGGAUCGCAUAUUAUGGCGAAAAAGCACCCAAGGAUCAGUGGCCGCUCCCACCAUGGUGUGAUAAUCCUAAUUCCCGCGCUGUCAUUCCUCAUUUGGGCCAUCGGGCGAUCAUAUUCUAUGGCCAUCUCCUUUCGCCAUUCAAAUUCCACAGCGACGCCAUGAUCGACUCAAGUUACGGGACUCUUUGGUUAGCAGAGAUCGAAUUUCCUCUUGCAAGAAUGUGUGCAAUCAAUACAGAUGAUGCAAGUCAACGUGUAUGGAUGCGUUGGUAUCCCAAUAUCCCUUAUCAGAUUGUCGAGUUCACUCCUGCUGGAGACCACGCAUACAUCACUGCUGAGAAUGCCACGGACAUCCACGGGUAUAGGUGUGGCUCGAAGCACUGCAAGAAGAAGACACAUGUCAUCCGAAUGACUGAAUGGUCUGAAUACCGGGUUGGCCGAGCCAGGCUCAUCUGUCCAGGUUGCAAGACGACGUUCUCUAACAGAGAGACCAACCGUGAAACCCUACUUGAAUCCUCCCGUGCGAUGUUUGGGUUCCCUGUUUUUGACCUAUGGAACAGACCUCAACGACAAUUUGGCAAGCAAGGUCUUGUGGACCGAAUUUUGGCCUUGACUCCGGUUCCAGGGCUAAUUCCAGACCAUACCUCCCGCUACAUCAAAUUCCUGCAGCUCAUGAAAGAUGUCAAAUGUACUCUUGUCCCGACGCUCGACAUCGAUCUCCUCUGGCACACUCACCAGCUCUCACCACUCGCGUACGGCAAAUACUGUAAGACACAAGUGGGGCGACAUAUUGACCACGUCGAUACCAUCUGCACGAUGACGCGCUCCACGGGGGAGGACGACACAGCGCGCCUCUGGGCAAAGCGAUACGGCGAGUCCUACUUUGACCCGGAAAGUACGGUCAAGAAGGCCGAGAUCGAACGAUGUAAAGCCACGUGUAACCAGAAAGGGGAGGCCAUGGUGGCCAAACUGACCGCGUACGACGACAGCCAUCAAUAUAUCAAGAGAGAGAUCGACGAGAAAACCGAACGUCUCGCAACCAUGCAGGCCAGCAUACGCGACACACAUGCGGCGGUGAGCGCGCUCAACGCGGCGGUCGCGAACGUAGCGACAGCGAAAGAGUCCGUCAAGCCGACAUUGCGGCUACUCGAACUGCGUUACUACCGCCGGUCGCAAAAGGAGCGACUGCGGAAGCUAGAAGAUAAGCGCCGGUCGCUGGUGGAGGAGUCUAUACACAAGCGGCGCGAGGUGGAGAGUCUCGAGCAUGAGAUGGCGCGGGAGCCGAGGCCGGACUAUAUGGGAUGGGUGGAGGUGCAUAAGGCAAGGCGGCUCCUGGUGAAGCGGCUUGUGCUCGAGAUGGCCUUAGAAACAGACGCGAUUUGGAAGGAGCAGCUGAACCAGGAGGAGCGGUAUGACGGGUCGUGGUGCUCGAUCGUGCCGUCAGAGGCGGGGGUGGAGGGGGAGGAGGAGGAGGAGGAGGAGGGUACGAUGGAGGAGGGUGCGGUGGGGGUGGAUCCGGAUCCGGGGGCGCUGGCGCCGGGGGUGGAUGUGGCGGCGGAGGGUCCAGCGGGGGAGGGUGUGGCGGCGGAGGAUGCGGUGGUGGAUGUGGCGGUGGCUAAUGCAGGGAUACAGCGCCAUACAUAUCUGUCUGUUCCUUCCAGCUUCGCUUCCUGCGGACCCACAUGA
Molecule: messenger RNA, 1941 nt
Organism: Penicillium brevicompactum
Lineage: Eukaryota; Fungi; Ascomycota; Eurotiomycetes; Eurotiales; Aspergillaceae
Exons: 4
Coding region: 1-1941 (646 amino acids)
Source: RefSeq, a predicted model, not a curated record